AUGACUGGAACGAAGGAAAGGAAAAUUCUUCGUCCCACCAGAGAAGCGCUUCGCCCCUCCUCCAGUCUCCUCGCAGCAGCAGCACUGGCAGCAGUUCUUGUGCUCUUUAAGGCUCAGUUGGUAUUGCAUUGUCUGAAGUCAUAUACCUCUUUCAAUCUCUUCAAGUGCUCAGUGCUCAACGAUCUCUUUUUUUCUGGGGUUUCUCCUUCUCAUCUGAAAUCUGAAGGCAGUUCUAUUGCUCAUAUUUUUACCAUCAUCUGA
Messenger RNA from Aspergillus calidoustus, 261 nucleotides. Lineage: Eukaryota; Fungi; Ascomycota; Eurotiomycetes; Eurotiales; Aspergillaceae. The record is from the annotation of a GenBank genome assembly.